Messenger RNA from Somion occarium, 2165 nucleotides. NCBI's taxonomy places the organism in Eukaryota, Fungi, Basidiomycota, Agaricomycetes, Polyporales, Cerrenaceae. The record is from the annotation of a GenBank genome assembly.
CAUCUCGGCCGUCUCCGAACCCUUAGCCUGCGCAGGCGCUGCCUUCUCCGCAUCUUUUGCAUCGCCGGACGCAUCUCUGCUCGUCGCCAUCGUGGUCGCUGGGGUCGAGGGCGGUGCGUGCGGUGCUCCCCCCGACGACGAGGACGACGAGGACGACUUGUGCCUGCCGACUUUCGCCACUAACGAGUGUACAGCAUUGUGCCCCUUUUUUCGUAUUGACGACCGCGAUGGACUGGAAUCUCGCUGCUCCUUGCCUGAACUUGGCUCAUCACCAGCAAUGCUAAGAUGUCUUCGGGAACUCGUUUGUGCGCCCAUAGCACGAUUGAAGUGGUGGAGACGGGGGCUUUGAAUGAGCUAGAUGUGCUCCACAGAACAAGGAUAUGGAUGUUGGUCAAGAGAUGUAGCCGAGUCAGCUCUUGCACGCUGUAUGGCUUUUAUAGCUUGUGUGGCACAACGUGACAAGACUUCACCAUGCAAGAAAUGCGUGCCGAUUGCUGGGAAGUGUCGUUGAGUGAUCCCUUCCCAACCUAUCGCCUGCCGCCUAGGGCUGUGCUCACUGCUUUCCGCUCCAUUAAUACUUGCCACUAACCAGGAUUUGACUCCGCUAUCCUGGAACUGUAUUUUCGUUGGACGUUGGUGCUCUGAAGCGAGCUUAUUACAGCAGUCAGGUACCUAACGGACUCAAACAUUCCGCUUACGGCUUUUGGAAGAUGCACAAGUAGGUACUAUAUUGACCUUAAUCGUCAUUGGAUGUUACGAAUUGACAUGCCAUUGCUCCGAAAUCCGCAGCGAGUUGCAUUGACUUCAUGGGUUCUUCCUUCACAGCGAAGGGUGUCAGUCCAACCGCGAGUUGUUUUUUCAUUUAGUGACGUCGGUUGAGCACGGCAUUCUCUUUGUGCAUGGCGGUGUCUCUUGUCACGUCAGCUGAUGCAUGGGCAAUGCAUCGUUGAUAUACGAUGGGCUUUGCUUUCGAACAGUGACCUGCUCUCUCACCAACUCUGUCACCGCGAUGCAGUCAACGUUGUCUUCAGCGUCCCCCCACAUGAUAACUCGCUCUUUGAGUGAUUUUGAGCUUCCUCGGCUUUCUUUACUUGCGCAGAACUCUUCAAAGAGUCUGGAAGGUUUCAGAUCUUCUCUCCCGUGUCCGUCGCUGCCCAUCGAGGUGUGGGAGUACGUACUCGAUGAACUGUACCAGGCAUUCUUGCCUAAGUAUUUCAAGAGCGAGCGACAAUGGAUGAAGACGCUAUGCGCAUGCUGCCUAACAUGUCGGGCCUGGCUUCCUCAUGCCCGCUAUCACCUCUACAACAAACUCAUCCUUGAGAGCAGAAGAAGGACUCAUUCUCUUGUACAAUCAUUGCAGAUCCAUGGUCCCGACAAUGCUAGACUUAUUCAGCAUCUUACCCUAAAUCUCUGUCGUGGUGCACAAGAGUUUGCUCCUCUGCUCUUGAUCAGAUAUCCCAAUCUCACUCAUUUGACUCUGCUCAAUCUCAGAGUACCCAAGCUUCAUGUCCAAUUCUUCAAGAUUAUCAGACUUCUGACAUCUGUUCAGAGUCUCUGUGUUAUGGCUAAUCAAAUCACUGUUACUCAGCUUAUCAGGCUUGUACAGAGCUUCGAUAGAGUUGCCAGGUUGACUGUUACCAUUUAUUAUCACAAGCCCUCAUCCUAUAGGCCCAUUCCUUCAAGAACAAAGCCCCUUUUGAAUUCUUUGCAACUGUCUGACCUGUAUGGACAGAGUGCCUCAUUUAUCUCUUGGCUAGCCAUUCAUACUCAUACACCAAGAACUUUGCAAAAACUUCACCUUAAAUUGCAAUAUAUUACUGAAGAGCUUAUUCAAGUUUAAAUACACUUUUGAGAAACUGUGAUACUUCUCUUCAGCAACUAUGAUUUGCAUCAUUACAUGAACUUCCAGAUGAAAGAUCUGAAGAUUAUGUUAUUGAUCUCAGCUAUAACAUCAAGCUACUAGAUCUAUGUUUAGCUUCAAGCAAUCAGGAUAUUCUCUGGUAUUAUCAAGCAUUUAUUUCACAGCUAACUGCACCUAGAGUUAUCUUACAUCUAACAUCAACUUCUGAUGAUCUUGAGUAUUGCAAACUCUUAGACUAUGGAAUAUAUAGAUCAAAAGUCAAGCAGAUCAGAGUUUACACCUCUAACAAAUAUGAUGACUAUAG